Coffea eugenioides is the source of this 459-nucleotide messenger RNA. RefSeq lists its product as uncharacterized. The record is from RefSeq and is a predicted model, not a curated record. Lineage: Eukaryota; Viridiplantae; Streptophyta; Magnoliopsida; Gentianales; Rubiaceae. The transcript has a single exon. The coding region runs from base 1 to 459 and encodes 152 amino acids.
AUGAAGUUGGUACGCCAAAGGAUUCAGACCACACAAAGUCGUCAGAAGAGUUACGCAAAUAAUCGUAGGAAGGACUUGCAAUUUGCAGUUGGAGAUCAAGUAUUUCUUAAGAUUACCUCUCUGAAAGCAAGUUUGAUGGCCGAAAGGGGAAAGAAGUUACAACGGAAAUUUGUAGGACCUUAUAAGGUUACCCAACACGUGGGAAAUGUAGUGUAUAAGUUGGAACUACCACCGAGUUUGUCUCGGAUCCACAACGUUUUUCAUGUAUCCAUGCUUAAGAAAUAUCACCCAGACCCUCCUCAUAUCUUGCAAUCGGAAAAUAUUGAAAUUGAUGAGGCGCUGACCUAUGAGGAGAAACUGGUAAAGCUUCUAGAUCUUAAGGUGAAAGAACUGAGGAACAAGCGGAUUCCGUUGAUGAAAGUUCUUUGGAGGAACCAUGGACAAGAGGAAGCAACCUGA